CUGGACCUGAACCUGAACCUGGACCUGGACCUGGACCUGGACCUGGACCUGGACCUGGACCUGGACCUGAACCUGGACCUGGACCUGAACCCAGACCACUGGACCCACAUCCACAUGUAGUGGGUUGGUGGAUUUUCAGUCUGCUCCUCCAAACGUUGGCUUCUGCGUUCAUCUGUGUUUGCAGAGUUUGUGUUUGGGUUAAAGCAGCGUCGGCAGACAGGCUGUCGUUCGUUCUGCUCCUGUUGGUGUUCAAGGGUUAAAGUUCAUGUGGUGUGAGUUUAUCCUGGAGAAAUGUGAGAGAACCAGUCGGACAGUUAAAGGCAUUUAAACAGCCGCAGGAUCAUGUUAUGGGCGUGGACAUCAGUAUGAUGUGGUUGUUGUUGUUGUUGUUGUUGUUGUUGUUGUUGUUGUUGUUGUUGUUGUUGUUGUUGUUGUGAAGGUGGAGCUUCUGCCAUGGAUCAAUAUGAAGGUGUAGCCCCCCCAUCGAAAAGCCCCCUGAGUGGAGAACCUGAGUCCAGACCUCUGAGGUCACAGACGAAGGUCAGAUCAUGGUCUACUGGAUCUGAACCCAGACCCAGACCUGAACCCCAGUGUGUGUCCAUGAGGAGCCAUCAGUCCAAGUCCCUCAGUCCCACAUUCACCAGACGCUUUGGUGAAGUCACAUUCUGUUUGGAUGAUUUAGAUGUGAAACAUGGUCAGGAUCAGAAGGAUCAGCAUCACAGAGACCUGGACGGCAUUUUGAAGCUGCUUGAACCAGUUGUGGUCAGUUUUGUCAAAAAUGAGCUGGAGAGAUUCCAGACAGUUCUAAAAACAGAUGACCGAGAAUUCUCAUGGGAUCCAGGAGAAAAUGAGGAGCAGAGGAGGAGCAGAGAGGCUUUUCUGAAGUUCACCGUUCACUUCAUGAGGAUGAUGAAGCAGAAGGAGUUGGCUGAGCUUCUCAUGAUGAAGAUGCUCAGUCCUGCGUGCCGAUAUAAGCUGAAGUGUAACCUGGUGAAGAAGUAUGAGUGUGUGUCUGAGGGAGUCACAAAAGCAGGAAACCAAACCUUCCUGAAGCAGAUCUACACAGAGCUCUGCAUCACAGAGGGAGGGGCUACAGAGGUCAUCCACGAACAUGAGGUCACACAUAUCGAAGCAACAUCUAUGAAAUAUACAAAACCAGAAAUAUCCUUCAAAUGUGAAGACAUCUUUAAAACACCACCUAACAGAGAUCAGCCAAUCAGAACGGUGCUGACAAAGGGCGUGGCCGGCAUCGGGAAAACAGUGUCCACACAGAAGUUCAGUCUGGACUGGGCUGAAGACAAAGCCAACCAGGACAUCCACUUCAUAUUUCCAUUCACCUUCAGAGAGCUGAAUGUGCUGAAACAGAAGAAGUUCAGCUUGGUGGAACUGGUUCAGCACUUCUUCACUGAAACCACAGAAGCAGGAAUCUGGAUCUUUGAGGACCUCCACGUGGUGUUCAUCUUAGACGGUCUGGAUGAGUGUCGACCUCCUCUGGACUUCAACAACACUCAGAUCCUGACUGAUGUAACAGAGUCCAGCUCAGUGGAUGUGCUGCUGAUGAACCUCAUCAGGGGGAACCUGCUUCCCUCUGCUCGCCUCUGGAUAACCACACGACCUGCAGCAGCCAAUCAGAUCCCUGCUCAGUGGGUGGACAUGGUGACAGAGGUCAGAGGGUUCACUGACCCACAGAAGGAGGAGUACUUCAGGAAGAGGUUCAGAAAUAAAAAACAGACCAACACAAUCAUCUCCCACAUCCAGAGGUCCCAAAGCGUCCACAUCAUGUGUCACAUCCCAGUCUUCUGCUGGAUCACUGCUACAGUUCUAGAGAAUGUGUUGAAGACCACAGACAGAAGACAACUGCCCAAGACCCUGACUGAGAUGUACAUCCACUUCCUGGUGGUUCAGGCCAAACUGACGAAUGUCAAGUAUGAUGGAAGAUCUGAGACAGAUCCACCCUGGAGUCCAGAGACCAGGAAGAUGAUUGAGUCUCUGGGAAAACUGGCCUUUGAGCAGCUGAAGAAAGGAAACCUGAUCUUCUAUGAAUCCGACCUGACAGAGUGUGGCAUCGAUAUCAGCUCAGCCUCAGUGUACUCAGGAGUGUUCACACAGGUCUUUAUAGAGGAGAGAGGACUGUACCAGGACAAGAUGUUCUGCUUCGUCCAUCUGAGUGUCCAGGAGUUUCUGGCUGCUCUUCAUGUCCAUCAGACCUUCACCAACACAGGAGUCAAUCUGCUGUCAGAAGAACAAACCACAUCCUGGCCACCAGUCGUCAUUAGAAAGGAGACCAAACUCUCACACUUCUACCAGACCGCUGUGGACAAGGCCUUCAAGAGUCCCAGUGGACACCUUGACUUGUUCCUCCGCUUUCUUCUGGGUCUUUCACUUCAGACCAAUCAGAAUCUUUUGCAAGGCUUGCUGAUUCAGAGAAGGAACAAAUCAAAAACCAACCAAAAGACAGCAAAGUAUGUGAAGCAGAUCAUCAGGGACAACUCCUCUGAGAGAAGCAUUAAUCUGUUCCACUGUUUGAAUGAGCUAAAAGAUCAUUCUCUGGAAGAAGAAAUCCAACAGUACCUGAGAUCAGGAAGUCUCUCCACAGAUGAACUGUCUCCUGCUCAGUGGUCAGCUCUGGCCUUCAUCUUACUGUCAUCAGAAAAAGACCUGGAACUGUUUGACCUGAAGAAAUACUCAGCUUCAGAGGAGGCUCUUCUGAAGCUGGUGCCAGUGAUCAAAGCCUCCAACAAAACUGUACUGUCAGGAUGUCUGAUCACAGAGGAAGGCUGUGCUUCUUUGGCUGAUGCUCUGAGUUCCAAUCCAACCCAUCUCAGAGAACUUGACCUGAGCUACAACCAUCCAGGAGAAUCAGGAAUAAGGUUACUGUCUUCUGGCCUGGAAAACCCACAGUGGACACUGGACACUUUCAACUUCAACAAUUGUGGAAAGCUGCGGCUGAAACCUGGUGUAAGGAAGUUUGCCGUCGAACUCACUUUGGACACAAACACAGCGUACAGGAAACUCCGACUGUCCCACAACAACAGGAAGGUGGUCUCACAGCGACAGUAUCAGCCAUAUUCGGACCAUCCCGACAGGUUCGACUGCUUCCCUCAGCUGCUGUGUUCCACCGCUCUGACCGGUCGCUGUUACUGGGAGGUGGAGUGGGAAGGAGCCGUUCAUAUCGCCGUGACCUACCGAGGAAUCCAAAGGAAGGGGAACGGGGCCGACUGCAGGUUUGGGAUGAACGACCGCUUGUGGAGCCUGAGCUGCUCUAGCGGUGGUUACUCGGCCUGGCACAACAACAGAGUCACGUGUGUUCCGUCGUCCCUGCCGGCGUCCAACCGGGUGGCGGUCUACGUGGACUGUCCUGCAGGAUCUGUGUCCUUCUACAGAGUCUCCUCUUAUGAAGUGGUCCACCUCUACACCUUCAACACCACCUUCACAGAGCCGCUGUACGCUGGGUUUGGGAUCGGCUUUGGGUUCGGUAUGGGCUUGUCCGGGUCUCUGCUUCUAUGUGAGCUCUAAGAGGUGAAAGAAGGGCGUUUCACACAUACAUUCACCCAAUGCUCAUGUUUCUGUUGUGUGAUGAGAACUUCUGCUUGACAUACCUGUGGAAUAAUGGUGUAAAACCCCAGAAAGAUUAGGUGAAUCAGUAUGCGAACAAUGUCGUUAAGAGAUCGUAAGAUGUUUCCACCAUUCACAGUUUUUCCUUCAUCUGUGAAUUCCAACCAACUCCUGUGUAUCUUAAAUAAGACGUGGUUGAUGUGGCUUUACUCACUCUACUGUCCAUCCAUCCAUCCAUCCUGUCAUGUCUGCUCCCAGACUGUGUCUGUCUUUUCUGUUUUGUCUGUCAUUUCCUGUUUUAUUUUGUUAAGUUUCCCUCUUGUGUCAUGUCUGGUGUCUUUAC
Molecule: messenger RNA, 3898 nt
Organism: Sphaeramia orbicularis (orbiculate cardinalfish)
Lineage: Eukaryota; Metazoa; Chordata; Actinopteri; Kurtiformes; Apogonidae
Product: protein NLRC3-like
Exons: 8
Coding region: 454-3516 (1020 amino acids)
Molecular function (GO): protein binding
Source: RefSeq, a predicted model, not a curated record